AUGUCUCAAUUUCAUCCUCCUACCUCUGCUGAUACAGCGCCUCGCAUCGAUGAUUUAAUGGGCUUACGCACGCCGCGCCGUAGACGGGAUCGCGGCAACGCAAUCAAAGUCAAAAAGAGCGACGAUGGCAAGAAGAGUCUGCUGGAGGCUAUUUUUCCCAAAAAGAAAUGUCCUCACAGUAGCGCCGGGACGCUUUUUGGAUCCCCGAUUAUUAAAAAACGAC
Plasmopara halstedii is the source of this 223-nucleotide messenger RNA. RefSeq lists its product as uncharacterized. The record is from RefSeq and is a predicted model, not a curated record. The annotation marks the transcript as partial. The transcript has a single exon. NCBI's taxonomy places the organism in Eukaryota, Oomycota, Peronosporomycetes, Peronosporales, Peronosporaceae.